Ostreobium quekettii is the source of this 2721-nucleotide messenger RNA. The record is from the annotation of a GenBank genome assembly. Lineage: Eukaryota; Viridiplantae; Chlorophyta; Ulvophyceae; Bryopsidales; Ostreobiaceae.
AUGGCGCCCUCCCUGGCCACCCUGGGGGCCGCCCUUAGCUACGUCAUCCUGGCGGGGGGGCCCGCGUGGGCUGAAGCGACGGGGAGCGCCGGCGUGGGGAGAGGAGGUGUUUCGGAUGGCUCGUCCGGCGGGCUGCUGGGCGAGUCCGCUGACGGGGCCCGGGGGGGCGCUGUCAGAGGCCUUCGGCAACAGAACCAGGUUUUGAUAACACAGGGACCCUUACCAAAUUCAUUCUCGAAUAAGGGUGAGGCAGAUGUCCAUUUUGUGGUGGAGGGCUUUUUCACAAGCACAGUGUGCUCCUUGCGGCACGACAGCGAAGUAGUGUGGGGCUGGCACAACUGCACAUCGCCAUACCUACUGGAGAAUUUGAGCAGGGAUGGCAGAUAUACAUUCCAGAUUCAGGCUCUGACUGGUGGUAGUCUCCCGGGGGGCAGUGCCUCUGUCAGCUGGACUGUGGACACAGUGCCACCUGACACGCACUUUGUGGGUGAACUGCCUGACAAGGAAACCAGUGACACCUCUGCGGUCUUCAACUUCGAGGGAACUGACGGGCUUUUUACUGUCGAACACUUUGAGUGCAGUUUUGACAGCAGGGCAUGGGAGGACUGCCACAGCGGCAUCAGGGUGGAGGGGCUGUCUGUUGGCCUGAACACAAUUCGAGUGCGGGCUGUGGAUCGGGCAGGGAACGUGGACCCCACCCCAGAACGGUUUGGUUGGAUCGUUGGGGCAGAGCUUGAUAGGCCAGUCGACGAUUCUGUGGAUACACCUAUCGGGGGACAGCCAGGCAGCAGGACUGGACUAGACACAGAGCCUGUCGUUUCUGCCAGUGGCAGCGAGACUGACCCAGCGAUCAUCGUUCCAUCAGACCAUGCUGAAGAGGACGGGGGAAACUCUGGGUUGCGUGCGGCUGUGAAUGCAGCUGGGAACAAUGUGCUGGCGACUGUGGGCAUUUCGAUCGCCGUCGUGUCAGUCAGCCUGCUGUGCUGUGUCUGGGCGUGCAUGUUCUGCCGCAAGUCCCGAGCCAGCAGGCUGGGCCAGCGCCUGGUGGACCUGGAGCACCAGCUUGCCACAGUCAGGCAGGGGCAGCCCACCCUGGGUAGCGGUGGGGCCGAUGCAGUAGAUGUGGAUGGAACCCAAAUCGCAUCGUUGUUAGAAGCCAGCCUGCCCGACAACUGCAGGCGCUUCACCUACGCUGAGCUGUCUGACGCCACUGGCGGCUUCAGGGAGGAGAGCGUGCUGGGCGAGGGAGGCUUUGGGAAGGUGUUCCAUGGCGUGCUGAAGGAUGGCACACAGGUGGCAGUGAAGAAACUGGAGAAGGGGGGACAGCAGGGAGACAGGGAAUUCUACAUCGAGGUCUCAACACUGUCCAAGAAGUGCAACAGUGCCAACCUUGUUCGGCUGCUCGGUGCCUGUGUCGAGGGCAACAAUCGGCUUUGCGUGUUUGACCUGAUGGAAUGGGGCAAUCUACGAGAUCUCUUGGAUCGCAAGGACAUGCGUCUGGAUUGGGAGGGCAGGGUGAAGGCAGCCAUAGGCGCCGCCAAGGGACUGUCGUACCUGCAUGAAGGGGAGGGUCUGUCUGUUGUCCACAGGGAUUUCAAGUCAGAAAACGUACUGCUUGACAGAUAUGGGGAGGCCCACAUUUCCGACUUUGGAUUGGCAACAAUAAUGCCAAGGAGCACUCACUCGAGGAGUGGCAGACGGUCAAUCGCGACGGCCCAGUCCACUGCGAUUCUGGGAACUUUUGGGUAUGUGGCCCCUGAGUAUGCAACAACGGGGCGUGUGACCACCAAGUCAGAUGUAUACUCUUUUGGCGUUGUCAUGCUGGAGCUGCUGACGGGCCGCCAUGCUGUGGACAUGAAGCGACCAGAAUGCGAGCAGCACUUAGUGCAGUGGGUGCUAAGAAGGAAGGACACACUGGAUGAGUUGAUCAAGGCUGCUGACCCAGCCAUGGAAGACCAGGUGUCAGAGGUGCAGCUGGCGGCCUAUGUUGAGUUGGCCGCUUCGUGCCUCCACAUCAAUCCGCAGCACAGGCCAUCGAUGUCCGCCGUGCAUUUGGCCUUGGAACAGCUCACGUCAUUCGGGCCUGACGAUGGCAGCACCCGCAACUCCUCAAAGCGGGCUCUGCUGCUGGACAGGAAGUCAUCCACAUCGCGUGUUGCUGAGGUCCCACCUUUGCCCAAGCUGCCAACUAUCCAUUCCACCCCACAGGAACAAGAAGACUUCUACAGCGGUCGAUCAACACACACUGAGCCUGAGGAUCAGGGCCGGCCAGGCGCUGAUCCAGACCAGCAGGCUCUGGGAAGCGAGCACAGGGGCGUGGUGCUGGGCAAGGCAGUGGAAUGGGUGCGUUUUGAGGACAGGUCAAGGGGGAACGUGGACAGAGCGCAUUCUGAGACGCUCGUGUCCACCAGCGCAAUUUCAGAUCCCAUAAUAACUGUGCACAGCGCACGUGAGCAGGGGCGGGAACGCAGUGCCACCUGGGGAUUCGAUGCCGACGUGCAGCGCGGGGUACUUGUGUCAGGUGUGCUAUCGACAGGGAAUGGUGAGGUGCCAGGGGGAGCUUCUCCCUGCCCCGAGGUGCAUAUGGGCCGAGACUACCCAAGUACGGCCACAGCAACGCCAGUCUCGCCUGCGUCAGGGUCCGAGGCCACGCCCUUGGCCUCUCGGGCGAAUUCGGCGGAUCUGCAACAGAGCGGCGGUCAGCAGCAGCCGCCCUGUUGA